UAUCUGGUGUGCAAAAGGAAGCUUGAGAGUAAAAAGGAGGCAUUGCUAAUCCUUUCCAAAGAGCUGGACACCUGUCAACAGGAAAGAGACCAGUACAAGCUUAUGGCCAACCAGCUGCGGGAACGGCACCAGUCUCUGAAAAAAAAGUAUCGGGAGCUGAUUGAUGGGGAUCCAUCACUUCCACCUGAAAAGAGGAAACAGGCGAAUCUUGCUCAGCUAUUGAGUGAGGCUCAAGAUCGAAAUAAGCAUCUUGGAGAAGAGAUUCAAGAGCUUCAACAGAGACUGGGAGAAGUCCAAGGAGACAAUAAGCUCCUUCGAAUGACCAUAGCAAAGCAAAGACUCGGAGAUGAUGAAGUUGGGGCUCGGCACUUUGCAGCACAUGAACGAGAGGACCUGGUUCAACAACUGGAGAAGGCUCGAGAACAAAUUGAGACUCUGAGAUAUGAUCUUCAGGCUGCCCUGGAUGAGUUACAGGAUGUGAAACAGGAACGCUCUUUUUACCAAGAUAAGUCUGACAGACUAAACCAAGAGCUGAAUCAUAUCUUAGGAGGGCAUGAAAACCGUAUCAUCGACGUAGAUGCUCUGUGUAUGGAGAACAGGUAUCUUCAAGAGAGAUUAAAACAACUUCAAGAGGAAGUCAACCUUCUUAAGUCUAGUAUUACUAAAUAUAAGAAUGCACUAGAGAGACGAAAAAAUUCAAAGACUCAUAGUAGAUCCAGUAGCAGUGCUCUGACUGGAGUCCUUUCUGCAAAGCAAG
Acanthisitta chloris (rifleman) is the source of this 757-nucleotide messenger RNA. RefSeq names its product coiled-coil domain containing 149 (gene CCDC149). The annotation marks the transcript as partial. The record is from RefSeq and is a predicted model, not a curated record. NCBI's taxonomy places the organism in Eukaryota, Metazoa, Chordata, Aves, Passeriformes, Acanthisittidae. The transcript is spliced from 7 exons.